AUGGCAGAGGAUUAUCAGGCUACCUAUAGAAGUCAGGUAAGCUUACAAAUAGUAUAAAAAAAAAAUUGUACAUCAAACCAACACAAACAGAAAGUUGGUUUGGUGAAAAUAAUUUGAGGUUUUAUCUUACACAUAGCUUAUAUGCAACACAUGCAGUUUUACUGUCGAAAAGCGAUGAGACUCUUGUCAAAAAUGAUAUUUCCCUGUAAAUGUUUCUGCUUGAGUACUUGUGAAAAGGGGAAACCUUAAGGUAAGCAACUUUUCAGCAACAUUUACUCCCCCCUGAAAAAGAAACAAUUUUGCAUUAACAUCAACAAUUUGCCCUUCAACAUCAUCGUCAUCAUCAUCAUCACUAUCUAAGACAGUGUGAUCAUUCCAGUACACAACUCAUUCACAAAUUGUCAGGUAGUAUCUAGUUAAGCAUGGAAAGACACAACACUUGGAAGGCAAAAUUGUCUAAAUCUUCCCAAAUGACAGAAAGUUAAAAUUAAAAAUUGGCACAAGCAACCUCUUGUCAGGGGAUGUGACAUCACUAUUCCAAGUUAAGUCUGGGACAAAUUGUACUUAUAUUCGUACCAAUGCCAUUUUCCAUAAAGUCUCCAUUUAAAUCUCUUGAGUAGAACCAACUUCUUAGUCACAUGUUCAUAGGUAUAAAGACUUAAGCUUAGCUAUAUGCGCAUCUUUUAUUAUCUUUUUUUUUUCAAAAUUUACAGGGAAAUGUUUUAGUUGAAAGACCGCCAAUACCAGUCAGUAAUCUUAUGUCUCAGGCUAGCAGUGGGAAUUCCAUCAAGAGCCACACCAUGCAUCCUUCCUCUUUCAAAGAUUCAUCAAUGAUUGGGAACAGCAGCCAUAAUCAUCACCACCAUCGCCACAAAAGGCACCACUCCAAUGGCAGGGUUAAGAAAGAUUAUGGAAAUACUGCUGAUCGCUUCAGUCGGACGGCCACUGUACUGCGACACUCAGGUCUACUGAAACUCACACUUCAGAUUGCUCAGCUUAUUAAAACAAAUGAAGAUCUUCAAAAAGAAAUAGAUGAUCUUCAAAGAGAAGCCAUGGAGUUCAGUCAAAAUUUGAAAAUCCAAAUACAGCAAAAACUGUCAGAGCAAAAUGGUUCUAGUAGCUUUCAGUAUGGAGGAAAUGGGUAG
Molecule: messenger RNA, 1145 nt
Organism: Porites lobata
Lineage: Eukaryota; Metazoa; Cnidaria; Anthozoa; Scleractinia; Poritidae
Source: the annotation of a GenBank genome assembly